Cadophora gregata is the source of this 2793-nucleotide messenger RNA. RefSeq lists its product as uncharacterized. The coding region runs from base 128 to 1831 and encodes 567 amino acids. The transcript has a single exon. The record is from RefSeq and is a predicted model, not a curated record. Lineage: Eukaryota; Fungi; Ascomycota; Leotiomycetes; Helotiales; Ploettnerulaceae.
CCACGAGAUUGUCCAUUCCACGUUGCGAUUUUGUACACGAUAUACGAGCAGCUAUUAUUGUCGACUUGAAGCUGGAAUAUAACAACAGAGUACCCUCAUCUAUAGGUGUCACACACCGAUAGUCACUAUGAAUAACAGUCAGCAGGGCGGCUCUGCCCCUCAGGGCCAGCCCUCAGGAGCGCAACAGCAGCAACAGCGCAAGAUCCCCUUAUUCAAACCAGAGCAGAUGAGAGGUCUUCCCGAACCAUUCACGGCCGAAGAGAGAGCAAAGUGGGAGCAAGGGUUGAGGUCACUAUGGAAUCAAAUUGAGCAAAAUGCAGCAGACACACAACCACACUUGGAAGCCAAGCGCAAGCUCAUGGACUUCUCGAGAACCCUUGCUACAAAACUACAAGCUGCCAAGCAAAAAGCUCAACUGCAAGGUCAGCCAGGAUCACAGGGACAGUCGAGUCAGCAAGGACAGCAGCAAACCCAGCAAGCUGGAGUUCCUCGUCCUCCUAGUCAGGGCCAGCCACAACAAAACCAGAGCCAAGGAGGAGACAAUAGUAGUGGUGGCACAAGCCCUGUUCAGCAAAGACAAACACCUAAGAUCAGCCCGAAGCUGAUGGAACAUGUCACUAACUUCCCAUACGUCCUGCCACCGAACAUGACGCCCAAUACCCAAGAAGCUAUGAAGUGGAUCCAAGAAGCGAAGCAGAAGUAUCUAAAGGCUUUGGUCAACAUGGAGAGUUUCACGGCUCGCGUAACUGGCCUGGAUGCAGUGAUUGCGAAGCGAAACGAGGAGGGAAAACCGCUGAGUCCGGAAGAGGAAAAAGAUUAUAAAGAGAAGAAAGAGGCGGCCCACAAGUCACAUUCGGAGGUAAAGGCUUUUGUGGAAAGCUUUCGAGCACAGCAGGCGCAGUUUAGAGCUGCUCAAGCUCAGUCUCAGGGACAAGGACAAGGAAGUGGUUCUCCAGAUGCCAAUCGACCUGGCCCAAAUGCCAGCAAUGGUGGACAAGCUCCUCCUCGGCCACAGAUGAACCCACAGCAGGUCCCAAAUCCGACACAGACUGUCAAUGCCGCUAUAGAGGCAGCCAGAAAUCAGCAGAUGGGUGGAGGACGCCCUAUGCCUCCGAUGCAACAGCCAAAUGCUCAGAUGUCACAGCCUCCUCAGAUGCCGAACCAGAAUGCUCCUGCUGGCCAAGGGCAAAUGCCCAAUAUCAAGACGGAGGCUGGAGUGCCUACGCAAAUCAACACUGCAGUCACGCAGAUGCAGGGAAAUCAACGACCCAUGCAAACAAAUUCACCACAGUCUGCCGUUCCACGAUCCGCUGGUGUGCCUCAAUCAGCCACUUCGCAAGGUCCACAACAACAACAGGUUCCUCAGCCUUUGUCGCAAUCUGACGCAUUUCAGAGCGCCGCUAGGUCGUAUUCCAAUCAAGCUCCUCCAAAUGUGAUGGGCCAUUCACACCCGACCGCUCCUCGAUCCGAAGCGAACGUCAUAACAAAUAAAAUGCCCAUUCCCAAGCACCUUCCCGAGCGCGCAACACAACCACCGCAACCAGUACAAAUGCAGCAAGCACGCCCAACCUACUCAGGAGGACCAUCCAAUGGUGGCAGUAUCAUCUCUCAACCUGUCAUUCCGAAGACGCCAGGGUACAGCAUGGAGGGUGAAGGUGAUCGCGUUUUGAGCAAGAAGAAGCUUGAUGAGUUGGUUCGCCAGGUUACUGGUGGUGGUCAGGGCUUGGAUGGUGGUGAGGGAUUGACCCCCGAUGUUGAAGAGGUAUGUGAUGCUGUCUUUUCCAUUAUUACCUUCUAUCUUCACAAUCUCUCUCCAGACUCUGAAGAGUGACUCUGACUAUUGUUUAUCCUUAUUGCGAAACCUUAAUGCUGACUUGCGCAGUCCAUUCUCAACGUAGCCGACAACUUCGUUGAUCAAGUCCUUCAAGCAGCCUGCAAGAACGCCAAGGAACGUGGUUCCAAGAUCCUCGAGAUCCGCGACAUUCAACUCACCCUUGAACGUGGUUACAACAUCCGUAUUCCUGGCUACUCCAGCGAUGAAAUCCGUACCGUUCGCAAGAUCCAGCCUUCCCCUGCAUGGAUCUCAAAGAUGAGUGCUGUGCAAGCUGCUAAAGUUACUGGUGGCAAAAAUACUGAUUAAGAGUGUGUAAUAUCUCCAUGUCCUGAGAGGUAUACUGAAUUUCUGAAAAGCGCUCCACGUUAAUAAUGGUCAUCUGGAGUUUAUGGCAGGUUCCCAAGCCCGGCGUUGGCUGGUGAUAUGGAAGGGAUGGCAUAUACACAAAGGCGUUCAUAUGAUAUUCUUUGAUGCAACCGGACUCGUGCCCUGCUUUGCUAUUCACUGGCUUCUACGAGAGUUUAUGGAUGGAAGGCGCUUCGGGAGACCAGGGAAAACACUGCUUCGCAUAUGGUGCAUAAGGUAGUGAUCGCAGCUAGCUGAUGGCACAUGUCAAUUCACAUGCAUUGAACUUCUGACCUGCGCACGUGAGAUUUCACUUACUUUCAUGGCUGUGAGUCUUGGGAUUUGGGCUGUUGAUGUGUAUUUCUAAAGCCAACCACCUCAUAACAAGUAGUUCCUGUGACCUCUUUGCUAGCCAGUAUUCCAUUUCGGUUAUGAUGUUGUGAGGACUGCAGCCGGCUUACCUAUUGGCUUCGUGACGGGAUCUGAGUGCAAGCCAGGCUGAGGACCCACUUUUAGCAGGCACGGCUGCUUCGCGUCAAGGUUCUGCAUCGGACCUCCAUGUCGCUUGCCGUACCAGCCUUAAGCUUCAACAUGUUGUAAUCUCAAAGCACAGC